AUGGACGAAGAGCUCAAGCCCGAGGUCGAUUUGAUGCACAAGCGUCGGCAAGCCGAAGAACGGCAGAAGCGACCGAAUUUUGUCGGCGACGUGGGCAUUCCGCAGACGAUGCUCAUUCUCUUCAAGGACUCGGCGCUGCCCAACUUUGUGCGUUUGUAUCCUGAAAUUCCCGACCCGACGCACGCGAUUGCCGAAAUGUGGAAAUCGAUGCUCUUCAACGGCGGCAUUGAAGCCGAGUUUUUCGAGCUCAACGAAACCCCGGACAAGCUCCUCGUAAAGGUGCAGCGCGGCUGGCUCGCCGAAGACUUGGUCGAUUUUCUUGUCAACCAAGAGCAGGUCAAAGAAGUGCUUUGGGACUACGAGACGUACUACCCUCCGGGCACGGACGAAGCGGCCAUGGAAAAAGAGAAAGAGCGACUUCGACAAGAAGCCGUUGCGAAAGAAAAGCUCAAGCAGAAGAAGAAAAAGAAGAAGACCGCCAAGACCGAGUUGUGA
Saprolegnia parasitica CBS 223.65 is the source of this 495-nucleotide messenger RNA. RefSeq lists its product as hypothetical. The transcript has 3 exons. The coding region runs from base 1 to 495 and encodes 164 amino acids. Gene Ontology annotation, biological process: protein folding. The record is from RefSeq and is a predicted model, not a curated record. NCBI's taxonomy places the organism in Eukaryota, Oomycota, Saprolegniomycetes, Saprolegniales, Saprolegniaceae.